AUGAUCACAAAUUUACACGAUAAAACAUGCCCCAGAGUAUUGAGUUCUACAUCAACUUCAAGCUCAUUUUAUUCUGCAUCAAAUGCAUCAAUAAACAUAAAACAUUUUGUAGCUUUUCGUGUCAGAAGUAUUCUUCUUCUCACUGAUAGUUUUGCUAGUUGGAUCAGUCAUCAUAAAAGAUCAGAAUUUCGAAAUAUGAGAUCACAAAUCCAACAAGGAAAUAUUAGACAAAUCUUUCUUGGACCACUUGUAGCUGUUGUUGUUGUUGUUAAAUCUCAGCUGUGCGAUGAAAUUUCUCAGCUAACUCUUUCACGCUAG
Messenger RNA from Clunio marinus, 318 nucleotides. The record is from the annotation of a GenBank genome assembly. Lineage: Eukaryota; Metazoa; Arthropoda; Insecta; Diptera; Chironomidae.